AUGUCUGGCAACGGUUCUCUGACGCCUUCAAAGUCUACACCAAUACUUGGAGAUUCUGCGAAAUACCUGGGCCCUACGAGCUUUACGUCCGUAUUUAUGGAGCAUAGUGAGCAUUUUGAGGUUGAUCUUGCUCUGCGGUCAUCGAAUUCAAUUGAGAAAAACAGACAUGAAGAUGGAAAGGCCUCGCCUCCCAGUCCUGCUGGGCUUUCAUCUUCACACAUUCUCAAUUUAGGAGCUCAAGUUCUACGUAACAUCCUAGAUGAGAGAGAACGCAUCCAUUCGGAGUCCGAAACAGCUGAUGCUGAAAAUGAAGAACUGCGCCUCAAUUUGCAUCGAUCUGUGAAAAAGCCUCUCGUCCGUGAAUUCCCUCUUGAACCCCCCGGCGAGAACGAUAAGGUGACAAUUUAUGAUGAGGCUAGAAGACGAGUCUAUGCGGCAGUUUUCAGUAUCGACAAAGUUCUAGCUACUUUUACCGGUAGGCCACCGCUGCUAAGCCGCCUGUACUCGACCACACGCUUGCCGCUGGAUAUCAGUGAUGAAGCCCUCAUGUCAGGCCAUCGCAAGGAAGCAGACGAUAGCCUAGAUAGGAAUGGCUGGAGUCAAGAUUGUCGCAUAAACUCGGUGAUAAUCCUGCGAGCCCGAACAAUGUUUGCUAUAAUCCGUGAUGAGGUUUUGAAGCUAGUCGAGAUAGGACGGAGUUCUGUGCCUGAUUUUGUGGCCGAACGAGCCUCAGAUCAUUUCCUAGGACUGCACAGCGACUUUGAAUGGCUGGUCAUGUCCUACGCUGUUCCGGCAAGCGGAGUACUCUGUCUCGAACUACUCCGCCAAGCGAGUAAUCCCGAGUCGUAUCCACUCCAUCUUCCACGAUUAGAGAUCAUACAAAGCCUUGGUCUCCUGGUUGGAUUUCUCGACUGGGUCCGACCGAUGGCCUCGGCCCGAGACUUUAAUGUCUUUAUAGCACGUAUUGUAGGCCGAGUUCUGGAUCGCAUCCUCGACGCGCCGGGUAAUUUGACUGGCUUCAUAUCCACACCAAGUCUACGUCUACCACUAGAUUCAUCCUUGUUCGGAUGGGAGGGUGAGUUCCCGGAACAUCCUCAUUUGGAGCUCUUGAUUGAUUGGGAUGGGGCUGUUGCGGAUAGCGUUGGGUUUUGA
This is a messenger RNA of Aspergillus affinis, 1152 nucleotides long. RefSeq names its product fungal specific transcription factor domain-containing protein. The transcript has 5 exons. Gene Ontology annotation, molecular function: DNA binding; zinc ion binding. The record is from RefSeq and is a predicted model, not a curated record. Gene Ontology annotation, biological process: DNA-templated transcription. NCBI's taxonomy places the organism in Eukaryota, Fungi, Ascomycota, Eurotiomycetes, Eurotiales, Aspergillaceae. Gene Ontology annotation, cellular component: nucleus. Bases 1 to 1152 code for a protein of 383 amino acids.